CAGACAAGCUAAGUGCUGGAAUUAUUGAAACUGAGGGGUUGCGUGGAAUUUGUCCAGUGCUCGUGUUCUUCGCCUCAUUUCUAUCCCCCAAUCGAAUCGGAAAACCUAUCUCUGGCUCACCGUCUCAGCGCAAGAAGAUCGGAGAGCUCGUCUUCUGCCCCCGAGGUGGAUCUCCCUGCUUCCGCUGAGCUCGAUAAAUUUCAAAGCAACAAGGCCCCAUGAACCGAGAUAUGAACUCCAGCAACAGUCCAUCAAAUUAUUUUGGACGGAUGCGGCAUCGUAAACGCCCUAGUGAGGCUUCUUCUGAUGCUGAUAAAGCAAAUGGAUUAAAGUUGCUUGUUAAUGACCGCAAUAAAUACAGAUCAAUGCUUGUGCGCACCUAUUCAUCAGUGUGGAUGAUAGCGGGUUUCUCUUAUAUAAUCUACAUGGGUCACCUUUAUAUCUGGGCCUUGAUUGGCGUCAUUCAAAUUUUCAUGGCAAGAGAGCUUUUUAAUCUCCUUAGAAGAGCCAAUGAAGAAAGACAACUACCUGGAUUUCGGCUCUUGAAUUGGCAUUUUUUCUUCACUGCCGUAUUGUUUACUUAUGGGCGCUUUCUUAGCCGGCAGCUUGUAAACACUGUGACUUCAGAUAAACUAUUCUAUAAACUUGUCAGUAUGGUUAUCAAAUAUCAGAUGUUUAUUUGUUAUUUCCUGUAUAUUGCAGGUUUUGUGUGGUUUAUUCUCACACUUAAAAAGAAAACAUACAAGUAUCAAUUCAGCCAGUAUGCAUGGACCCAUAUGAUUCUUCUGAUGGUAUUUGUGCAGUCUGCUUUUGCUGUUGCAAACAUAUUCGAGGGUAUAUUUUGGUUUCUCUUGCCAGCUUCUCUUAUUAUCAUCAAUGAUAUUGCUGCAUAUUUUUUUGGAUUCUUUUUCGGGAGAACACCACUGAUUAAAUUAUCUCCAAAGAAAACUUGGGAAGGUUUUAUUGGGGCAUCGGUUACCACAUUGCUUGCUGCCUUUAUGCUAUCAAAUAUAUUGGGCCGCUUCCAAUGGCUUACAUGCCCAAGAAAGGACCUCUCGACUGGAUGGCUGCAUUGCGAUCCUGGCCCAUUAUUUAAGACACAGUACUUUGUAGUGCCUAGAUGGAUGCAUCAAUGGUUUCCUUGGAAAGAAAUAGCAUAUUUACCAGUGCAAUUCCAUGCGUUAGCUUUGGGUCUAUUUGCAUCAAUAAUAGCACCAUUUGGAGGAUUCUUUGCAAGUGGUUUCAAAAGGGCCUUUAAACUUAAGGAUUUUGGUGAUAGCAUUCCAGGACAUGGUGGGAUUACCGACAGAAUGGAUUGCCAAAUGGUUAUGGCUGUGUUUGCAUACAUUUACCAUCAGUCAUUUGUGAUGCCUCCGAGUUUUUCAGUUGACAUGAUUUUAGAACAGAUACUAAGGAACCUUACUUUUGAGGAGCAGCAUUUUCUCCACGAGCAACUUGGAAGUAUCUUACAAGCCAAGCAAUUGUUGCAAGCCUAGUUUCUUGUGUAUAAGUACCUUUCUUGUAUCUAUAUUACUAUGAUAAUUGCACUGCUAAUUCCUAGGAUGGAUAGUCAUUGAGAUCAGGCGCAUGGCCCUUCUAAACAACACAUUGAUCUCAUGUUUUAAAUCUCAAAUUUUUGUACCUUGUUCUCUUCCAGCAUCCUCACUUGAGUUAUAGAAUAAGGAUACACAAUCAAAUUUGAAAUUAACAAGUUUGAACCCAGAGAUUUUGUAUUUGGUAAUCAUUACGUUAAGCUACUAUUAGCCACAA
Zingiber officinale is the source of this 1770-nucleotide messenger RNA. RefSeq names its product phosphatidate cytidylyltransferase 1-like. Gene Ontology annotation, cellular component: endoplasmic reticulum membrane. The coding region runs from base 219 to 1496 and encodes 425 amino acids. The transcript has 12 exons. The record is from RefSeq and is a predicted model, not a curated record. Gene Ontology annotation, molecular function: phosphatidate cytidylyltransferase activity. Lineage: Eukaryota; Viridiplantae; Streptophyta; Magnoliopsida; Zingiberales; Zingiberaceae.